UGUGGCGGCUACGUUGCAGCCGCAUGGUCUGUUGUAGAACCCUUUGCAGUUGCGGAUGCUUGCCUUGUGGUGCGAGCACUUGACGUUUCCCUCUUCGGAUUGUGUCCCCUUUCUGCACGAGAGAGAGAGAGAGAUAGUGAGGUUUAGGGUGUUGGCCUUGCUUCUGAGCACGGCGGGAAUUUUUGGUCUGUUUUAGCUGUCAACUGCGCAGGUUUCUCAAGUCGGAACCCCUGGAUUCAGAAGCUGAGCAACAUGUAUUUGCUGUACGAGUCAGCAUCCGGUUAUGGAUUGCUGGAGACUGUGGGAAUCGAUGAAAUAAAUCAAAAUGUGGACGCGGUUCAAGAUUCUGUUCUGGACUUCAACCGGUUUGGGCAAAUUGUCAAGCUCACUGCCUUCAAGCCCUUCGAGUCUGCCGCCGAUGCACUGGAGCAGAUUAAUGCUGUUUCGGAAGGUAUCAUGACCAAGGAGCUCCAGAGCUUCUUGGAGCUGAAUCUUCCCAAGGUGAAGCCUGGGAAAAAGGUGAAGUACAGUGUUGGUUUGGCAGAGCCGAAAUUAGGCUCUGCAAUUUUGGAAUCCACCGGCAUUCCCUGCGUGAGCAACAACUAUGUACUGGAGUUUCUUCGUGGAAUUCGUCUGCACUUCCGACUUUUUAUCAAGGACUUGAAGGAAGGAGAUCUUGAGAAGGCUCAGCUUGGACUGGGACACAGCUACAGUAGGUCAAAGGUGAAAUUCAAUGUCAACAGGGUGGAUAACAUGAUCAUUCAGAGCAUAUGUUUGUUGGAUACCCUGGACAAAGAUAUCAACACUUUCUGCAUGCGUGUGAGGGAAUGGUACUCAUGGCACUUUCCCGAACUUGUAAGAAUAGUGAACGACAAUUACAACUACGCCAAGGUAGCUAGGUUCGUGAAAGACAAGUCUAAACUAGACGACGAUGCCAUCCCUGCACUGACGGAAAUUGUUGGUGACGAGGAUAAAGCCCGCGAAGUAGUCGAAGCUGCGAAAGCAUCUAUGGGUCAGGACAUUUCUCCAAUCGACUUAAUCAACAUCGAGAACUUUGCUCUGAGAGUUGUGGAAUUGGCUGAGUAUCGUAAGCAGCUGCAUGCUUACCUUGUUACCAAGAUGCAAGACGUUGCUCCUAAUCUUGCUGCUCUUAUCGGCGAGAUGGUCGGGGCUCGACUCAUCUCACACGCUGGAAGUCUGACCAAUCUGGCGAAGUACCCGGCCUCGACCGUCCAAAUCCUCGGUGCGGAGAAGGCUCUGUUCAGAGCUCUGAAAACCAAGGGAAACACUCCCAAGUAUGGUCUUAUCUUCCACUCGUCCUUCAUUGGAAGAGCGACGGCUAGAAAUAAAGGAAGAAUUUCUCGUUAUCUCGCGAACAAAUGCUCAAUCGCCUCUCGAAUUGAUUGCUUUUCAGAGGUUGGGACCAGUGUUUUUGGAGAGAAGCUCAGAGAGCAAGUAGAAGAGAGGUUGGAGUUCUACGAUAAGGGAGUGGCACCAAGGAAGAAUGUGGACGUGAUGAAGGAUGCCAUCAAAAUUGCCGGAGAAGGAAAGACGGACGAUAUGGACGAAGACGAGCCUGCUAAGCUUGAGAACGGUGAUAAGAAGAAGAAGAAGAAGAAGGAAGGUAAAGAGACAACUGCUAUGGAAGUGGAGAAUCCUGUAACAGAAGCUGAUGGCGAAAAGAAGAAGAAGAAGAAGAAAAAGGGUGCCAAGGCAGAGGAUAAUGCUGUUGCGGCCGCAGAGGUUGUUGCCGCUCCUACUCCCGUCGAGAACGGCAAGUCGAAGAAGAAGAAGACUGUGGUUACGCAAGAAGUGGUUGAAGAGGUGGAGGAAGCCGUACAGGAAAAUGGUGGGAAGAAGAAGAAGAGGAAACACGUGGAAGUGACUGAGGUGAAGGCUGUAUCGAUAGAAGAAGAGGUGGAAACACCACAAAAGAAGAAGAAGGACAAGAAGAAGAAAGCUGCAAGUUAGUAUUAACUCGAAGUCAUUUCGACUUACAUCGUAGAUCCUCAUCUCACUGCAGUACUGGAACCAUCGAAACCCUUCCAAUCUGAAGCAAUGCACGUGCUCUCGUGGUACUGUCACUCCGGGAGCAGUGUGCCCAGUAUUUCGCAGAGUGGUCUCCGCUUGCUUUCUUUCGAGCACUUGGCUCUGACAGUAGCUCUUGCUGAGCAUGAGCAGGAGCAGGCGAAGCGAAGACGUGUUCAUUAAUCUCAAAGUGGUUCUCUUUUUUUGAAAGACAGAACCAACAAGCCAACUGUAAUUGAUAGGUUUGACUGUUGAGUGCUAGCCGACAUCAUGGCUGAGUCAUUCCCUUACUUCCGGAUAUGCUACAGAUUCAAUUCUGUGAUUUUGUACGAUUGUAUGCCCAUCAAGUUGAGCAUAUCUCUGAUAUGAAAUUAUACCUGUCCCCAGGUAGAGACCUUCACUUUUGCUGCUUGUCAACCGGCUUUCAUGACCACAUUUAUUUGAGUUCAGAGACACAUCCUAACUAAGUAGUAACAUGUCUUCUACUGGACAGUGUUGGCCCAAACGGUUCGCAGUUUGGAGGAGUAAUUGGACUCCUGCUUCCACACUGAAUCUUCAAGUCGGAUCUGGUCAGGAUUUAAGCAUUAGGUGUCACGGAGGGCUGCUCCGUUUGAGACAUUCACACCGCAUGAGCUGGCGUGUCCUGACACGAGUUGCCGGAGUGCUGCUGGUAGUGUGCCCGCUGUGUUAUGAAGAAGAUUAGUGCAUUUGUGACAUUUAGUUGUCUUGUGGCGCAAAUAAAAGCACUAAGCUUGAAUUGCCGUAAAGCCGGUGCCAUGACUGGUCUACAUACAGGAUUAAUAGUCCAAGAUUUGAGAUUG
Molecule: messenger RNA, 2849 nt
Organism: Marchantia polymorpha subsp. ruderalis
Lineage: Eukaryota; Viridiplantae; Streptophyta; Marchantiopsida; Marchantiales; Marchantiaceae
Source: the annotation of a GenBank genome assembly